Piliocolobus tephrosceles (Ugandan red Colobus) is the source of this 607-nucleotide messenger RNA. It is a transcript of the gene RPL36AL, whose product is annotated as ribosomal protein L36a like. The transcript is spliced from 2 exons. The record is from RefSeq and is a predicted model, not a curated record. Gene Ontology annotation, biological process: translation. Gene Ontology annotation, molecular function: structural constituent of ribosome. The coding region runs from base 192 to 512 and encodes 106 amino acids. NCBI's taxonomy places the organism in Eukaryota, Metazoa, Chordata, Mammalia, Primates, Cercopithecidae. Gene Ontology annotation, cellular component: ribosome.
ACUUUCCAGACGCGACCGAAGGCGCCUGGCCGCCUUGACCGGCUGCCUAUUGGUUCGCAGUACUGUCGCUCAGGUGCAGUUCCUACUUCCGCUUCUCUCUUCCCUUUCCUGUUAGGCGAGAGCUGCGCUACACGAGGGUGUCGGACUCCGUUUCUCGUUUUCAUCAUAUAGACAACAGCCCUGCUGCAAAGAUGGUCAAUGUACCUAAAACCCGAAGAACCUUCUGUAAGAAGUGUGGCAAACAUCAGCCUCACAAAGUGACACAGUAUAAGAAGGGCAAGGAUUCUUUGUAUGCCCAGGGAAAGAGGCGCUAUGAUCGGAAGCAGAGUGGCUAUGGUGGGCAGACAAAGCCAAUUUUCCGGAAGAAGGCUAAGACCACAAAGAAGAUUGUGCUAAGGCUGGAAUGUGUUGAGCCUAACUGCAGAUCUAAGAGGAUGCUGGCCAUUAAGAGAUGCAAGCAUUUUGAACUGGGAGGAGAUAAGAAGAGAAAGGGCCAAGUGAUCCAGUUCUAAACUUUGGGAUAUUUUUCUUCUGAUUUUGAAGAGAAAAUGUUGAAGCCAUAGAAAAAUUACCUGAGGGGAAAUAAAUAGUGAUAUUCUUACGCAAA